AAACACGGCUAAGAAAGUAAACAGAGAAAAUAAGCCGAUAUUCUCUAUUUUAAUAUAAUAUCCUCUUCACCAGCCAUUAACAUCGCAGCAUGUGUAAGUGGAUAAGUGUCCUUGUUGCUUUGGUUCUGCUCUUGUUGCUGACCGAGUUUUCCUUAGCUCAUUCUGAACACCACUAUGACGGCCGAGCACAUAGCAGCCAUGAAGACCAUAUCGCUUUUCUCGGAGAAGAGCUCGCCAAGGAGUUUGAAAAACUUACGCCGAAGGAGUCUAGGAGACGGCUCAAGUAGGUAUUCUGUAACCCCGUUAUAAAGUUGAAGCAGAAAUUUAAUAGAUUUUAAAGCAAAGCCUACCCUAAAUGCAUUUUUAUGAAAAUCAAGGUAUUUAGGAAUUUGUUAGAAAUCUUACACUUGAAAUAUUACCCUGAAAAAACGGCUGUCUCACAAACACAAAAUGUGUUCAAAACUUACGACUGAUUCAUACGCUAUAUACAAUGCUGUUCAAAAAUAUGAAAUUAAACAAGUUUUGCCUGACUUGGUAAAGUUUAUUAACAACUAACUUUAUUUUCCGUUAUGAAACAGUGAUGAAAAUAAUCAGUUAUGAAUCAGUGUGCGUUAAAAGCCCUGGAUAUGAUAUUAAGUUAUGCACAUGUUUGUGUCCGUGGUCUACGAGUAAAUAUUACGUUUGCUCACACACAAACUGGUUUGCGUUUAAUGAGAAGCCUUUCGGCUAUUCUGGGACAUUUCUCUCGCAAUAUAAUUUAAUUCUGACUAUAAAUCAUUCUACUAAUCGUAAAAGCUCGCAUCCGCAGUCUCAAUUUUAACAAAUACCGCACACCCAACAGAAAUACCAUCAUGCGCGGAUUUCUUCGAAUCCAGAAUUAUGGCGUUAAAUUUAAAAAUUACCGUUGACUGCAAUAAAAAAAAUGCGCAAAGCCGAAAUUUUAACGAACUCUCCUAAAAUAAUUUAAACCGUGAAAAAACGUUCACGCUUGGCUAUAAUUAUACCAAAAUACCUCUCCUGCUCAUAAAACGACAGCUGCUCAAAUAUUGCAAAAAUUGAUACGUCUUUUGAAGCUCAUUCAAUAGGAAGCACACUAAGAUCUCGUUACCAGUCUGCUUACACCUCGAUCUAAAUAUCACCAGUUAUGGAAAUUAAAAGGUCGUGCGUUGAUUGGUUAUUAUUUGACAGGUAACACGAUAUAGAGCGAUAUUAUCACCGAAGACAAAAGUCAAUUGGAAAAACUCUAACCCUACCAUUAAAUGAGACAACUGGUAGUAAUGUACAAAAUUAGCGGUGCGAUUAUUACAGUCGAAGCACUCUCAAUGGAGAUCCUCGAUCGUAGGCGCACGACAGCUCCACUUACGGCUGCCCUAGACGAAAUCCCAUUUUAACUUUCUCCUUGCAAAAAUUAUUCCUGUAAAUAGCCAGCUCGAAUACGGACGCUUGUUCUGCCUUGCGAGGGUCUCUGCUAAAGAGCGCUUCGACUGUACAAGGUAAAGUUGAAUGCUAUUAGCUGCUUUUUUUUUUCAUCAACAAAAUAAUGUCUUUUAAUGCCAGUACCUAUUAAAAAUAACUCAAAAGAAGAAGAAACCUGUAAAAGUGUACGGGACCUAAUGGCAAGCAUUCCAUACAGCGUGUACAGUCCAAAGCAAAUUUUAUUAUGCCUUUAGAUCGUUUUUACUGUCACGCAACAAAAAAAUAAAUUGGAAACCGUCGAGUGGAAGAAAGGCAAGAAAAUGAAAUAUUACUAGAAAUUCUCAUUGAGAAGGGAAGUGCUGCCGUUAGUUGCAAUGCGAAUAGGACAAAGACAGUUUAUAGAACAGUUGAACAAAUGAAUUCUUUUUUAUUGAAGUCAAUAAGUUAGACUUGUUGGCGUUAUCAAACACUCAGAGCGUAAUAUAAAAAAUGAACCGAUCACGAUAACAAAUAUGCUUACAUUCAUAUAACUCGCUAAGGUUUCAGUGCCAUUUUGUAAUUCAUUUUAAUAAUUCACGAAAUACUAAAACAACAGCAGGGCUCUAUAGGCUAUUUCUACAUCGAACAAUCAUCGUACACAGGAUGAGAUGAGUUGCGAACAAAUAACGUAUAGUCCAAAACUUGUUUAUUCACAGGUCAGGUAGAUGUACAGCACAUGCCGUUCACUUAUGUAACUUACAAUUCUGAUUCCCGAGCUAACAAUCUGUGUGACAAAAGAAUACUCGCUGUAACUAAUCUGAAACCUAGAAUAAAAAAAAAAAGCGAAAAAAUAUUCCGUACAAUACUUCUUGAACUGUUCUUACCGUUUAGGCCGUUUAAAAAGACAGCAAACAUCCGAUAAACUACGAUUUCUGCACAGAUCUUACAUGAGAGCAAAAUAAAAUGGCGGGUUCCUCCUAAGAGAAAAACAGGCGCGGCAGCUAAGCACUUGCUUCAGCAAACCGCUGACUGCAAAGCGCUGCAGUCACAGAUUGACGAUCUCAAAUCGCUCAAGAAUAUGGUCUGCUGCCGGCUGAUGCCCGGCAGCAAUCAAAGACUAAUUUUUAAACAAUUUGUCCAAGUCUCAGGUCUUUGUGGCCCACAGUUUCUGAGUUAUUUGUCGAAACGUUUCACUCACCUUUGUAGAGCUUUGUAUGGAGACGCCAUAUUGGUGCACAAUUUUGGUGCACCAAUAUGGCCGCCGAAAAUCAACAAAGACAUCUGGAGUACAGGUUUUCUAUAAAAGCUCCUUCUUUUCACUCGAGAACUAGCAUAUGUGCGCGUAAAAAUAUCUUCUAAUACUUGAAAUGGUUAUGCUGCUGAAAAUCAAGAGGACGAAAUGAAACAUGCUACUGGAAAGAAAACUUGUACAAAGAUUUACUUUUUGUUUAUCUUCAACCUAGUGUAAAUAAGAAUUUGUAAAAUCUCGUAUUUUGACGUUACAAUUUGAUGACGUCACUGUUAAAGCCAUCUAUACCUCUUAGUUUGUUGCAAUUUCGCUUAAAUUAAACAGGCGUAAUCUUCAAGUUACCAUGUGACUCUUUUAGAAAUAAUGUGCCGGGUUCGCUCUAAAAUUACACAACAUUGACAACAACGUCAGAGUGGCAACGAGCAAAUAAACUUUGAAAGACAGGGAAUGAUCCAAUAUAACCAUGUCUUGGUCAUUUGGAAGUCCUAUUACCGCAUUAAAAACUGGUCAGCGGUAGCUACCUAAAGUUUACAGGAAUCGACGGAGAAUAGAUAAGUUCUGUAAAUUGGGAAAUGAAAACGUCACUUCUAGUGUUGGCAAAAGAAGCCGAAAAAGCCAAUUCUUGCGGAACCAAAAAAAGUACUAGCUAAUCUUUGGGUGGCCUUAAGAGAUCUUGUAGUUGCUGUCUCCUCUGUUUUUUAGCAAAAAAAAAUUUCACGAAAACUGAUCAUGUAUUAAAUGCCUAAGUUUAUUAUUCAUCAUAAAAACGGCUUGCAAUGCAGUCUGUUAGUGUGCUGAGGAUUUAUUGAACCCUGAAUCCUGAUCGCAUAUCAAAAAUCUUCGAUGAUAAGCAUCUUUUUUCAGCUUACUGCUACUUAUAAAAAUUCAUCAAAGUCAAAAAACCAUUUUUCCUCUAAUUUGGCCAAAAUGGGAGCACCCUGCGAGCAGAAUGGAAUUUCUUUCCGGCAUAGCUUUAAGCAUUUACCAAGUUGGCCUUCGUAAAUGCUUAAAGCCAUCCCAGAAAGAAACCUCUGCUCGUAGGGUAAAAUGAAAGUAUUCAGUAGUUUCUACUCAAAAUUUGCGUCUGGCAAGCAAUAUUUGCCGAGGAAGAAAAUUUUCUUUCGUCUUAGAGGAGAAACACUCUCUUCCCUGACAAUUAACUAAACUUAUUCAGUAUAGGGUUUCUAGAGCCUCAACCUUUUGUAUCAACAGAAUGUUGGUACCUCGGAUCGACAUCAACAAAGAUGGCUUCGUAGAGGAAGCCGAACUGGAGAUCUGGAUCCGACAUAAAAUGCAGAAGUGGACUGUGCACGAGGAUGUAGAUGCCAUAUUUAGAGAUAGAGACCUAAAUGGAGAUGACAAGAUCUCGUGGAAAGAGUACAUGACAAGAAGCUUUGGAUUCACAGAAGAAGGUCUGUGUUUACGACUUGUUAAUUUCAACAAUAAAGGCAAACGUUUAGGUUUAUCCACUUGAAUGUUUCACGUUCAGAUUAUGCUAAUUUUUCAUGCUCAUUAGAUGUCGCUAAUAAGGAGUUUAUGUAGCGAACGCUCAGAGCGGCGCACGUUAAAAGGAAGUGGACUUUUUCCGCUUAUGAGCCGUGAUUUUGAACAAAUUUUUGGGCAAAUCGUCUUUAUAAGAGUAAAAAAACUUAGCAAUGAAAAUUUGCUAGUGUCAAGACAUAUUAAAAGAGAAAACGACUUACAUCCGCUUGACGUGCGUCGCUCAAAAUGUUGCUGCUUAAACUCUCUAAUAUGCUCAAAUAGGAUCACUAUUAUGCUCCAAUAUAAUAAACAUAAAACUGCUAUUUUCAUGAUUUUCUUCGCUCACUAGUUACAAACCAUGUAGAAUGAAUUAUCUUAGUUAGGAGGUGUCUGACAACGUGGUAGAACUGGAACUAAUGCAAGCCAUGUUUUUCAGGCGUGGUCUUAAAAUGUUGACAUGUCUUCUUUGGUUGUGUCUCGUAUAGGCUUCUGCAUAUAGAAAUCCCAUACUUUUGGCAAAGUUUUUACAAAAGGCAACGAGUCAAAAAAAGGUUGGGCUGUUAAUCCAGAAUAAUGUUCGAUUCUUGUGCCUCACUAUUAAGCUCAAAAUCAUGCCGGCAUUUAUAUGAUCUUAUAUGCGGACAAGCCUCCACUAACGUUACUUAAAAAUUAUCAGCAGAAAGCCAAUAUGUAUUAAACUGGGGAAAGAAAACUACUAACAGCCGUAUAAGCAGAAAAUACUAUGAACCACCAAGUGUAUUAUCACAAAUUCUGCAGUCUAAUUGACUAACCAGUACUCGCUAUUAUUUGCGUGAAAGACAAUAAGUAGCGAGCAGGCGUUUUGAACAAAAGCAAUGACUACAUCUUCAACGAACCGUUCUCUUUUUGUGAGGAAAAAGUAGGCAAAGGAAGUACCGAUGCUAUCCAAGGAAAAAGUUAAACAACUGAAGCGACGCUUAGUUCUCUAGUUUAAGUUGCGUACACGAAUGCUUUUUCAAACAAUUUCAUCAGAACGUGGUUUAUGCAAUGUAAAAUCGAAGGUAGUUUGUCCGCAGUUGGUUUAGUAUGCUUGUUCGAGUUUUAAGAGAGUCAUUAAAACAUCAAAGUCUAAGUGUUAUUGCCGUUAAAAAGGAUAUUACUUUAAUGAUAUACAGACAAUAGACCACGGACUCCAACCGUUGUUGUUGUUGGUGCUGUUUUUUCUGUUGGUUGUUAAUCCACUGACUUUGGUUUUUUCACAGAUAUGCACAAUAGAUGGGAACGAUCAAACCUAGAACAGUAUGUUCUGUAUGAUAAGAAGAAGUGGAGAUACAGUGAUCAAGAUAAGGAUGGAAUGUUGAACAGACAGGAGUUCGAGUACUUUUAUCAUCCAAAAGAACAUGAAAUCAUGCUGCCUUAUAUAGCUGUGGUAGGUGAAUACGUAAAUCACAUUUUCAGCCUGUUCAACUUAUUUUCCUGUAACUCAUAAACAAGUUCAGACAACAGCAUGAUCUUCUGACUACGCUGCCCUCCGAAUGCGUACCUCUCAACGAAAAGAGCGUCAAUCGCAGCAUUUUCAUUAAAAAGUAAAUUUAGAAAUACAUAGGGGCAAUGCUAGCCUAAGAAAACAGCCGACAUUUCACGUCGCCACCACUGGUUACCCCGCGAAAUGACCGCUGCUUCUUAGCAGGCUCAGGGCAAUGUAUGACCCGCCACUGACUUUGUAUUUGAAAAGGCCAGGUAUACUUACCUUUCCUAAUAUCUAUCAUUUUCGUAAUUAAAUAAUAGCAGAGUAGCUUUCCCUCUUCCUCUUCUUCUUGCAAGUUUAUUUACCUCUGUUUCUUGCCGGGUGCCGACCUUGAAAACAUUGCCUGAUAUUGAUACUUUUCAAGGCAAAAAUUCCCACAUCCAAACGUUUUCCACCGGUUAGCCAAUUUUAUGAAAAACUGCACAAAUCCGAUAUUCAGCCGAAAGUAAGGGUUUUCCGACUUCCAUUCCAGUCCGGCUGCCAUUUUAGCUGAUAACCUGGCCUUUUAUAGCAAUCAACAAAAAUAACAACAAAACAGGUACUGCCGACGGACAUAAACACCCCGGUCCAGUCCAUGAAAACUCCCAUGAGGGCCUAGUCCUUGGACCCCUUCGUGGAAGGCACAUUUUCUGAUUUUAGGGGUAAGACAGUUCCUCGUAUUUACAGUUAGCAAACGAAACAGAAUUUUUAUACUGUAGGUGAAAACUACUUCAUUCAGUAUAAGGUAGAUACAUAAAUACAUAAAUAGAUUUGCCCAAAAGUGACUAAGAUGGGGUCUAUAAUUGGCCACAGAAUAAACUGAAAUGGGGUAGGGGCUCUGAGAGGCCAGCGGCACAUACCCAGCAAAAAUUAACCUAAGUACCCCCUCCCCCCCGGGGAGGCGUUGCAAGGCCAUAACAGGGCCACACUAGCCUCCAGUGCAGCUUUUUGUGUGUGAGAGUCAACGCAUUGCGUGACUAAGAGGAAGAAGUAACGUAUGAUCAAUGAGUACCCUCCCCAGGCUUCCCUUCCCAUGAUAGCCUGUCAGCAAACGUAUUGAUUAAUUCUCCUUUCGGAACAAGCACAAAAUGACCUGAAUAUUUUCAAACAUUGGGGUUGGACAGAUGUUUGACAAGCUUCAGGACAUAACCGUUAUAUGCAAGUCAUUUCGUGCUUGAUCCGUAAGCAGGAGUGAAUAAGUUUGCCAAAUGAAAAAACGUUUCCAUGGGCCAUAAGGAAAGCGUGGGAGGGUAGGCAACGCAACGGCACAAAAAAAAAAUGUCUGCGCAGGAGACGUCUUCCGCCCUACCACAAAUAUUGUUAUUCUUUCACCAGAUAAACCGAUCCAUGUACGAAAUUCAAGAAAAUUUGAAUGGGUGCAGUUAAUAUGUGAAGCCCAUAAGCCUGAUAAUAUAAACUGACAGCAGUUUCGUCCAUUAUUUUAAAGGUUCCUAGAAUUCAUUUAGACCUCUGGUAAAAUUCAUCUUCAAAAAUUAGGGGUGGUCCACAGGGGAAGUCCAUAGACCGGGUCCACAAAGGGGUCCAUUUCUGGGGGUCCACAUUUUGUAUGCGUGUACUGCGGACGGGACUGUGAACUAUGAUGAAACGCGGCCUGGACCUCCAUGUUUUUGCCUUGGCCGCUUAAGUGCCUUUACGCUGACGCAGAGUGCCGUCUAUUUUCUAGUAAUUCGGCUAGUUAUGCGGUGUGAUUCUGCGAAAAAUCUUAACUGUAUGAGAAUAUGAGCAACCUUUCUCUAAAUCUUUUUAACACCCUAAAAAAGUAGUGCUUACUUUAGAACAAAAGUUUGUUCAUUUACCAUUCUCGGAACUGGACCUAUCAGUCCUCACUUGACAUUUUAUUGCUGGUAGGAAUUAAUGGAUCAAUACGACAAGGACCAAGAUGGUCGCCUCUCCCUCAAAGAGUAUUUGGGUAAGUAAACGGACACAAUUUUAAUUAUUUAGAACACUCUCACUUCAGAGUUUCUUUGCCAUGACUGUGCUUCUGCACCUGUUGUUCACUUCGUAUCAAGAUAAACUAAUCAUGAAGUUAACUAUUACAUUGCAGCUUAUAUCAACAUGCCAGGGUCCUUUAAUUCGUUAUAUAUUACAGAAUUUAAUGAGCAGUAUGAUGCAGACCACGAUGGACACCUCAAUCUCGUAAGUAUGGCAAUUUAUAAAACCUUACGAGCAGAGACACUGAAAAGAUGAAUUACCACUGAAGAGAAGCCGAUAAUCGGAUUUUGGCCAAUACCAGUUUACUUUGUACAUGUGUAUACGAACAGUUAUACGAUACUAAGUAUUCCUCGAUAUCCUGUAUCGGGAGUUUGUAUACGAUAGUUAGUAUCGUAUACAAAGUAUAAUAUGAUCAGACGCCGUCACUGAUCGAUCGACGCAGUGCUUCACAUUCAAAUUCGGAUUGAGCAACAUAACAUCGUAAUUCUCAGCGCGCUUUCGGCUUGUCAGAACUGACAGCCCAGACUAUACCCGUCGUAAUGAGAAUUUAACUUUUAAUUAAAAGCAUCCAGCCAGAUCUGUCAAAUCCUAAAUGCAGUAGGAGACGGUUUUUCAGUAAAUACUCUUGGGAAAUGACUGGUCCAGUCAUAGUCCGGCCGGCCACUCAGUUCUUACUUUUGGAAUCAGUGUCUGUUAUAAUACACCUUGAAAAGGCUUUAGGAUGUGAUGUCACGAACAAAAGACAAAAAUAGGUCAAUAAAUAUUGAUCCCAAUAACAAACUUGUCCGCAGCCGAGUUACCAUGAGAAAUGAUCAUUUUUCUCCUUGAUAAACUCGUUGAAGAGAGUACAGGAAUGACUCAAGUUAAGUGAACGUUUACUCCAACAAUGUGGCGUAUGUGGUACUUGAAAUAACUCACGGUUUUUACUAUUUGCUUAAACAGCGAGCAAGAAAUUUCAUUCUUUACCAUCUUGGUGAUUUUAGAAACACAUAGCUUAACUACAAAGGCUGAUGAGAGCUUGAAUUUGUGUUAUUCCUUUUGCAGAAAGAAGUAGAGGUGUGGAGAAGACCAAAAAAUUUCAACAAAGCACUAGGAGAAGCUCAACAUUUAAUAGAAAACGCCGAUAUGAAUAAGGUAUUAAUACUGAUCUUUAUUGUGGCCAUUAAUUCGUGCAUGUUCUUCAGUCUCAUAAUAUUUACUAGCAUGACUUUCCUGAAAUGAAACAAACACCAUAUUUGCCAAUUUUGAUGCAUUGCAUUUGCUAGUGGAAUAAUGCUUUAAUUGGAAACCGUAUUUUCGCUUUUAGUUCUCGGCCUCGCUACAUCUCAGUACAAAUCAGAGCGGCUUUACGUCGGUUCAUUACAUAAGUAACUCCGACUGCGUCGAGAAAGUCCAACAAAAAAUGGAUUUAGAGGACAAAACAACAACGUUGUAUUUAUAUUUGGCGGCCGUCACUGGUAAAAUACGGCGCAUGCGCAAGAAUACGUAAUGUACAUGACUUUUUAUGGGGGACAGAGACAACAGCAGGACGACAAAUGUUUUCCUUGUGAACUUGAAGGCAGUUGACAGGCUAAGAAUCCUACUACAUGACAGGAGCGUAGCGUCCAUAUACGCUCAUAUACCCGCGCGAACAGCCGGGAUAACGGAUAAAUUUUUCACAUAAUAUUGGUGUCUUUUUGCGGGUAUUUCCUUUAUUCUUUUAUUACCCUUUUAUUAUAACACUAGAGGUGAGUCAAACAAAAAAACUAACUACUGCAUUUUAUUUAUUGAAAAUGACCAAAGGAAAACGCAGGAAAUGGUAUUUCCAAGACCCUAAAUUAAAACAUUUUCAGGUAGAAUAUGCCCCCAGACCACCCCCACCCCACUUUGGAGUGCCUUCCGUGAUCUAACUUUUCUUCCCAUGCGUACACUUUCAAAAUCAUACGCUACACCCCUGCUGCAGGGCAAUUUAGCUAUCUUUGACAAACUGAGUCUGAAACAACGGGUAUCAUCUUCAUUAUGUCUGACUUUUUCGCAAGCUUCGCCGUAAUGUGCGUUGUUCGUUUUGAAGCUAAAAUAUUUAGGUUGUUUGAAGCGACCACAACGGCAACAUCAAAGAGCAAUAUACAGGUCCAGUAAAGGAAAAAAAAAACAACUCUGCAUGUGCAUAACACUAUUUGAUUAAUUUUCUUCCUUUCACUGCUGGGAGGGUGGAGUUUUACGUAUAGGAAGAAAACAAACGAAGAUAAUUCGGAGUUUUUUUUACCUUCCUGAACUUGAAUGCGGCAGCUAAGCAGUAAACUCCGGAAAAAUAAAGAGCUUUAGAUUCUAAAGGACGACGACGAGUACGACGAUUUUCUUAAUACUAAGCAAGUAGUGCGCGCGUGCAAACCAACGUCAUUUUGGCGGGAAAAUGUGAUAGCAAUCGUCAUUCUACUACGAGUUUGAGUGAGUAUGUCGUAAUGGCGAAACCAAGUUAUCAAAUGUUAGGAAUUUUAUCAUUUAGCGAUCGGGAGAAAAUCGGAAAUAAGCGUGCUAACUUUGGUGGUGAGAAAAGUACAAUGAAUCUUUCCGGGGUGUCUAUUUUAAAGAAUAGGCUAAAAACUUAAAAUUAAAUUUCGUUCUCGUCCUCGAAACUAAAGCUCUCUAUUGUUGAGCUUGCAUUAGACAAAUUGAGCAAGGUACAUGUGCAAUAAUCGCGAUAAUUUUCUAGAGAACGAAUGCACUAAACAACUCAGUAAAGUGACGUUGCCGUGUCCGUCAUCCUCAUGGCUGAAACUGUCCAAUGAACCCAUGAUGUUUAAUUCAAACAAUUUUCCAAGGUGCAAAUUAAAAGGCACUGAGCAAUUUUUAAUCUCACUUUCUGUCUUAUACAGGAUGGAAAAUUGACAGCGGACGAGUUUGUGAUGAGCCACGAAUUCUUUGCUGGAAGCAUGGCAACUGAGUUUGGAAAAUCUUUCCAUGAUGAGUUCUGAAUCGCCGAAAAAGAGGAACCUUUUUGUAAAUAAUAAAACUGCGAAAAAGUAGAGCUUUAAAAGUGGAU
Molecule: messenger RNA, 10587 nt
Organism: Porites lobata
Lineage: Eukaryota; Metazoa; Cnidaria; Anthozoa; Scleractinia; Poritidae
Source: the annotation of a GenBank genome assembly